Paralichthys olivaceus (Japanese flounder) is the source of this 2123-nucleotide messenger RNA. Its product is annotated as putative autophagy-related protein 11. Lineage: Eukaryota; Metazoa; Chordata; Actinopteri; Pleuronectiformes; Paralichthyidae. The record is from RefSeq and is a predicted model, not a curated record.
GAGGAAAGUUGAAAACAUUCUUACAGUGUAUUGUGGAGUGAACCCCGACCUCAAGAUGUCUGCAAAUAAAGUAGAUUUGCUCAAGCGUGCCAUACUUGAGGACACAAAAUCCUAUUUGAUGAAAACAGCACAGUAUGCCAAGAAUGUGGAGGAUAGUGAUUCCAAAAUAGUGGAGCUGGAUGAGGCCAUUGCAGCAAAGGAGCGACAUAUCAUUCAGCUUGAGGAUCUCAGGGAGAAAGAAAAGGCCUUCUAUGAAAUGUCCCUCAAUUUGAUGAAAUUACAAUUAACGGAUGCCAACAGCAUUCUUGCAGAAGAGACGAAGCACAAUCAGGAGAAUUCUCAUGCCGUUAGCAUGUCAACUACUGAAAUGAGGGAAAUUGAAAGGGAAGUAACAGAGAGAGACACACAUCUGGACAAAUGUAAAAGAUUCAAAGACAUUUUGUUCAAGAUGGCAUCUUUGAUGCACAAAGAGGCUUUCAUCCUGUCCCUGACACACAGCAACAGUAAGGAGAGGAUGGAGGUAAAUGUCUCUGAAGAGCUAAUGGAACUGGUCAAGAAUCUGUCAGAGCAGAAUCUGGCCAACUUCAAUGCCACAGAUAAAAGGAAGGAAACACUGGAUGAAUGCCAGACAAAUCUGAAGAAAAUGAAAGAGAAAGGAAAUUAUCACAAAGAGGAUUUGGAGUUGACCAAAAUGCAGGAUAUGAUCAACAAAGUAGAGGGGAGACUUUCCACACUCAAGCGUCUGGUUGCAUUCACUCCGUGUUUACCUUUGGGCCAGGACAAUAUAGAGUGGGAUGCUCUUAGCAGGAAGGUGAAAGAAGUGUAUGAGUCCUGCAUUGGUGGGAUUCAUGGCUUCAACACCACUGCAAUGCUAUGUAAAAUUGAGUGCCAUGUUUUGUCACUGCUCGAUCAACUUGACAGCCUCCCUCAAGAUACAUUGAAGAGACUGAGGAGGCUCAUCAACGCUGACAGGGUCAAAAAGAACAUUGAGGAAAACCUGAAUAAUCAGAGGAUAAGAGAAAAGGAAACAAAGGAAAAGUGUCUGAAAAGGAUGAUGAGUAAUGUCAAGAAGAGGACUGGACGAAAGUUGCUGUCAAGAUCCAUGAUUUUGGAAGAGGACAACACCAAAGACAUCAAUGAGAGGCCGCAGACACCCGAGGAGAUUUGCUGGGACAAAGAGAUAGGCGAAAAGGAGGAGGAGUCUGCUGUCGCAGCCCUGUGGGAGGAUUGGAGAUUGACAAAGGAGGCUAAACUGGCCAAGCAGUGUAAGAAGAAGGAGAAGAGGGCUGCAAUGUCGCAGCCUACCCAGGCUGGUCCCAAAUUUGGUGCAGUUGCCCUUAGGAUUCCCUCUGCUAAUACCAAGCAGCCACUGCGCAGACUUUUCAAGCCUGAACUUCCAAAAAUUAAUUCCUCAAACUAUGAGGAAACAAGUAUCAUAGAACUACAACAGACCUGCCCAGCACAUGAACAGCUUGCAACGGCCAGCAGCAACAAGCUGAAUGAGCCAGGGAAGGCUGAAAAUCUCUCGACACUGCUCAGAAUGAGGAGACUAAAUUAAUUACCCUUGCCUCACAAUAUUAAUAAUAAUACAGUAUAUGCUCAUGUAUUUUGAACUGUGACAUUGCUGACACAAACAAACCUGGGAUAGUAAUACUUUACAAACUUUACAAAGGCAAUGAUAAAUUCUAAUACAUUGGACAUGUGUAGAAACUAAUGAGUGGACUGUGUGAUGUGGUUAAAAGAAGCCAGGGACAAAUGGUGACUAAAGAGAAGUGCUCUCCCACUUUGUCACUGAGAGGGUAAUUGUCCGAGUCAGUUCAUCUAUUAGACGACAGACUGUGUAUAUAACGAUGGGCCUGCUUCCCAAAUGUGUAACCAAAGCAAUUCAAUCAGUAGUAACCGGCCUCCUGCAUGUUAGCAGAUGAAAUAUAGACCAAACUAAAAACUCAAAGCUCACUUUUUUUCUUAAAGAUGGCUUUCAUCAUUUUAGGUACUUGUUAUCUGUUGUGGAAACCUGAACAACUGGUACGAUUACUUUAGCCGGAGCAAUCAGCUUGUAUCAUGUUCAUGGUUGAAUAGAGUGAGAACGGUCCAGCUGACAUACAUACACAAUAAAUGUCCAC